UUGAUUUUUCAAUUUACUAAAUUCAUGAGUUACCUUUUAUCAAAGAAAUGAAUAUUAAUUUAGGCAAUAAAUUUUUAUAAAUGGUUAUAUUUUUAAAACGAAUCUAAAUUAAAAUUUAAAAUACACAAUGAAAUCAGAACUUAGAACUCCUGCAAGUCGAGAAACCAUCAGACAAAGUAUUAUAGCACGGCGGUUAACGAAAGUUGAAUCUGUACAAUUACCAUUACCAGAACCAACAUUGUUAGACAAAAGACUUUGUGAAAUAUUUGAUGUAUUUGAUAUUACAAAGACUGGUGAAAUAGAUGUUAGAGAUUUGGGGACCGUUAUUAGGGCAUUAGGAUGUGUUGUGACAGAAGCCGAAUUACAAGAAAUACAAGUUGAAGUGGAAGAUGUAGUAAAUAAUAGUGUACCAUUAAAUAAAUUUCUAGAAUAUAUAACUAAGGCUAUUAACGAACGCAAAUUUAAACCAGCAGAACCAGAAGAUUUAUUAAAAGCAUUUCAAUUAUUAGAUCCCGAAAAUCGAGGAUAUAUUAUGCGUGAAGAUCUAGAAAAAGCAAUGAUGGAAAUUGGAGAACCAUUUUCAAAGGAAGAAAUAAAUAAUAUGAUGGCUAUAGCAUGUGAUCCAGAAACAAAAAGAAUUAAUUACGAACAUUACAUUAAUUUACUGCUUGUGGAAAAAUAUUGAAGCUUACAAUGUGAUCCAGGCCCUCUUGAACAGAAUGAUCUCUUGAAUAUAUUAAAUUUAAUUUUGAACCUUGUAUUGCAACUGGACUUUUAUUUGCUAUUUCUUCUGCAAGUUCUAUUGAGCCAUUUAUUAAAC
Molecule: messenger RNA, 820 nt
Organism: Frieseomelitta varia
Lineage: Eukaryota; Metazoa; Arthropoda; Insecta; Hymenoptera; Apidae
Product: dynein regulatory complex protein 8-like
Exons: 4
Coding region: 128-685 (185 amino acids)
Molecular function (GO): calcium ion binding
Source: RefSeq, a predicted model, not a curated record